UUAUCAGCAGCUGCCGUUGAGAUUUUUGGGGCACUUGAGAAAGCAGUAGAGGAAUACCAGGAGGAAAAUGAUCAGCUAUAUAUGUCAUCUACUAAUGCAGCUAGCUGCAGUUCUACUCAAUUAAUAAAGUGUUUAGGAAAUAUGUUUUAAUCUGUGUUAAUUGUUUGAGUCAGGAACAGCGUUUUGAAAUGUCAUGGCACUAGGCAAUAGGCAAUAAGCCAGGGAAUGUCUAAGCUGUAACAUACUCGAUAGACCUCUGUUCCUCUCUACUUCCUUCCAGACACCCUGCAGCUCUCUCUUCCUGUCUCUGAAGAGGAGGUUCCCCCUGAACAGCAGCACCGUGAGCAGGAGUGGAGCCAUGUCUAAAGACUCACAAAUGCCUUGACCGUGGUAAAUGCUUCUCUCAGAUUGGACAGCUAAAGAUGGACAUGAGGAUUCACAGAGGGGAGGGAAUCUAUCGCUGCCAUGACUGUGGAAAAACGUUUGCUCUGAAAAUUGACCUGCAUAGGCAUUUUACUGAAUGCCGCUUCUGCAAAAGGCGCUACAACACCUGUAAACUAAAGACCCUGCCCCACUUGUGGCAAGACCUUCAAACACAAAGGAAAUUUGUCCAAACACAUGAUGAUUCACACAGGUGAGAACCCAUUUAGAUGUGGUGACGGUGGAAAAAGCUUCAAUCGCAAGGAAAAGCUGAAAGCACAUACACUGAGUGUACAAAAAAAUAGGAAAACCCUAUUUUUCCAUGACAUAGACUGACCAGGUGAAUCCAGGUGAAAGCUAUGAUACCUUAUUGAUGUCACCUGUUAAAUCUACUUCAAUCACUGUAGACAGGUUAAAGAAGGAUUUUUAAGCCUUGAGUCAAUUGAGACAUGGAUUGUGUAUGUGUGCCAUUCAGAGGGUGAAUGGGCAAGACAAAAGAUUGACUUGUCUUUGAACGGGGUAUGGUUGUAGGUACCAGGCGCACCGGAUUGAGUGUGUCAAGAACUACAAUGCUGCUGGAUUCUUCACACUCAACAGUUUCCCAUGUGUAUCAAGAAUGGUCCACCAUCAAAGGGACAUCCAGCCAACUGGACACAACUGUGGGAAGCAUUGGAGUCAACAUGGGCCAGCAUCCCUGUGGAACGCUUUCAACACCUUGUAGAGUCCAUGCCCCGACGAAUUGAGGCUGUUCUGAGGGCAAAAGGGUGCAACUCAAUAUUAGGAAGGUGUUCCUAAGGUUUUGUACACUCAGUGUCUACGGAUCCACACAGGUGAGAAAGCUGUGGUUACUGUGGAAAAAGCUUCAAUCAUAAGGAAAACCUGAAAACACAUAUACAUAAUCGCUCAUAUACAGAUAAAUCCCUUUAGCUGUGGUGACUGUGGGAAAAGCUUCAAUGACAAUGAGAACUUAACCGAACAUCUUCUGACCCAAACAAAAGUUUUGGGAAAAGUUUCCAUCAGAAGGGGACUUUAACCAUUCGUAUACGGAUUCACUCAGCGGAUAAAUGACAUGUCUGUGGUAGCAGAUUCAACCAGAAGAGUGACCUGCUAAAGUUUUUGAAUAACAUCCACAAAGAAAGAGAACUGGACAGAAACAGAAACAAUACAGAAGAUAAGGACAAAGAUAUAUCUAAGAUGGGAAUAAGGCAGGAUGUGGACAAUGCUUUUAAGAAAGAAAACCAACUUUUUGAAUGA
Molecule: messenger RNA, 1674 nt
Organism: Coregonus sp. 'balchen'
Lineage: Eukaryota; Metazoa; Chordata; Actinopteri; Salmoniformes; Salmonidae
Source: the annotation of a GenBank genome assembly